UCUUUCUGCAGUCUUACUCACUGCUUUGUGCUGCACAGAAGAGAAGCCGAGGCCAGCACAUCCUGACUCAAAGAGAAGAUGAAGUCUCACUUGGUGUUUCAGGUCUCCUGUGUGACCCUGCUCUCACUGUGCUGCUCUGUGUGUCACGCCACACCUCUGUUCUACAACAUAUCCAUGGAUGGCAGCGGAGAUGAAGCCGAGCUGGAGCUCCUUUUCCCGGUGUCUUUCUCCACCCGUGCGCCUGUUCACGUUACCGCUGCUACCGGGGGUCCCACUCUCACCAACACCAUAACCACCACCAUGAUCCGUCUGAAGGACUACGUCCUGACCCGAGUAGUGGACUUCCUGCAGGAGAACAUGCUCAUCAUCAUCGUGGUGACCUCUCUUCUCAUUGUCAUGGUCUUCAUCAUCUGCUGUGCCUCUGCAAUGAGUCACAAGCGCAAGCUGGAGGCGUAUAAGCCCCUACCUCAUCCACCCAGGAAGUAUACGGCCGAUAAAGCCGGAGGACGCAAGGAUUCAAGUGACCUGCAGGAGAAACCGUACGCCGUCGAUCACGUCAAGAGGGUCCAGACUCAGAGCAUGUCCUCCCCGAAGAACCUGCGGAUGCCCUCUAAGGCACUGGUGGGAGAGAGAGGGAGAGACGUCCGGUCAUCACCUCGACAGGAGGUCAGAAAGGUCAGAGAUACAGAGGCAGUGGAAAAGCGGAGAGAGGAACCAAAACACAAAGAGAAGGUGAAGCACAGGGAGGAGGUUCAGCAGAGCUCCAGUCCCAGCACCAGCUCCAGCUCUAGCUCCAGUCAGCCAGUCUGCACCUGCCAUCUGAAAAAAGGCCACCACUAAGUCACAGUAGUGGGCUUUUUCUCGCCUCUUAAACAAGAUCAGAAACGGGCAAAGGCAAAAUGGGUCCUCAAAAUGUGUUUUCAUUAGAAUAGCCUUACAGAGGGAAAUAGGUCUAUAUUUAAGUGAAGUCAUGCCUCAUGAAGAAAA
This is a messenger RNA of Neolamprologus brichardi, 987 nucleotides long. RefSeq names its product transmembrane protein 119a (gene tmem119a). The record is from RefSeq and is a predicted model, not a curated record. Gene Ontology annotation, biological process: ossification; positive regulation of osteoblast proliferation; positive regulation of osteoblast differentiation. Gene Ontology annotation, cellular component: plasma membrane. NCBI's taxonomy places the organism in Eukaryota, Metazoa, Chordata, Actinopteri, Cichliformes, Cichlidae.